AUAUAAACGGGCAGUGCAUUGGCAUUAUCGAAUGCAGUGUGAGCUCGAAACAGGACGCAACAUGUCGGGUCAACGAGUCGCUCUUUUCGUCACUUUUUUCCUCGUCUCGGCGAUUAACGUCGAGGCUUUCAUCAGCGGCAAGGUUACGCAAUGCCCCGCAUUCCGGCUCAGUUCCAUUUUGACUAGCCAUUCUUCAAAGUAUCACCUACCAGUCCAAUCAGGAUAUCACAUUGGAUCGCAAAAGUCCAGCCAUGAGGAGAGGAUCGUCGGUGGCCAGGAAACGACUCCCAACGAAUUUCCUUUCAUGGCUUAUCUGGAAGUGAAUUUCUGGAACGGCGACAUUGCCAAAUGCGGUGGAACCCUGAUCAGCAACCGCUGGAUCUUAACGGCCGCUCACUGCACUGUUGGAGCCGUCAAAGUGGCCAUCACUUUGGGAGCCCAUGACGUCAAUCCCGGCAGCAGCGACCAACACCAAGUAACGUACACUUUGGAAGGGGCAGACGCUCAGUCGAUCAAUUAUCCUGGAUGGUACAUUGGCAAAGUUGAGGACGACAUUUCACUCAUCAAAUUGCCGCAAGACAUUCCUCUCAACCAAUGGAUCCGACCAUCAGCAUUACCUUACUCUGACGACCCUAAACAAGUUGGCGAUCCAGUUGUCUUGACUGGAUGGGGAAAUUUCUCUAGCACUCCUGACAGCGGAUUGAGUCCCACCCUCCGCCAAGUUGACACCACAGUCAUUCCAUACACCACCUGUCAACAGAAUGCCGGAGUCGGAUCCUUUUCAGAUGAGAAAAUCAUCUGCGGUGAUGGAUCGCAAGGACGUCGUUAUUGUUACGGAGAUGAUGGCGGACCAAUGAAUGAUUACCGAGAAGACGAACAGGAAUGGUUCGUCAUUGGUGUUGCCUGGUUCGGAGAAAAGACCAUCGAUUGCCAGAGUUCGGCUAAACCCAAUCUGUACGCUCGCGUCAGCCACUACGUCGAUUGGAUUUACAAUCAAACUGGAAUCCCGCCAAGACAGAGGCCGACAACGACCACUACAACUACCACCACUACAACUACCACCACUACAACUACCACCACUAGACCUCCAACGACAACUACUAUAAGAACAACAACAACCGAAGAUCCAAACGUUUUUAGUUGCAAGAAUAGGGAAAAUGGACUUUAUCCAUAUCCUGAUCUGGAAUGCACCAAAUACUUUUACUAUUGCUCUAAUGGAAUGGCUUAUCUUUACGAUUGUCCCGUUGCUGGUACCAUCUUUUACUAUGCAAUGUGCAAUUGUGAAUUUCCUGGAAACGUUCCCGGCUGCGAGGACUACACUGGGGAGCCGUAAAUGGUCACUCCAACGAUGAAGUUUUGAAGAUUUGAUGGAAAAAACAGAGUUACAUGUAAUCAUAAUUAAAUCAUCUGCGUUAUGUAAUCGUCUUGAACCCCCUCUAAAUAAACUAUUGGCGAUUGA
Messenger RNA from Daphnia pulex (common water flea), 1459 nucleotides. Its product is annotated as chymotrypsin BI-like. Gene Ontology annotation, cellular component: extracellular region. The coding region runs from base 32 to 1333 and encodes 433 amino acids. Gene Ontology annotation, molecular function: serine-type endopeptidase activity; chitin binding. The record is from RefSeq and is a predicted model, not a curated record. The transcript is spliced from 8 exons. Gene Ontology annotation, biological process: proteolysis. Lineage: Eukaryota; Metazoa; Arthropoda; Branchiopoda; Diplostraca; Daphniidae.